AAGAAACUACUUUCCACUUCCUCGCCAGAAGGCAUCCAGGUCGCCUCGAAAAUUACCCCCACAAGAUUGGCCAACUUGCUUAUCCGCAAAGGUCCACUUCCCAUUCGUCACAUCACAGGCCACUUGGCUGUAGAAGUUCCUUCUUUUGACCAGCUUUCACUUUCCAAACAAAGACGGCUAAUUAUGGCUGCUAUGGAGCAGACAGACCCUUCCAACAACGUGGUGUUUGAAAAAAUUGGCUGGGGCCAAUGGGCUGUGCGUAAAGUAGAUUCUGACUUCAUUGUUACAGAAGGAACUGAAUCGACUGGAGGCGAACAGCCUCUACUCAAUGUCAACGACUUGAGAAACCAAACCAACUUAAAACUCGGCUGGUCCAAGAAACAGAAUGUGCUACAAAACUCUCAAAACCACCUGGCCAAAAAGGGUAGAAGAGAGUCGAUAACCAACAAUGUCAAGAAUUUGCACAAUUUGAAGUUGCCCAACGAGCCAGCUGCUUCUACUGCUAUUGCAAGUGAUUCUGAAGAUGAUGAAUACGACCAUUUGUCAGACAAUAUGGAACAAGAUAACGAGGAUACACCUGAAUCAAGCUCAGAAUCUGAAGAAGAAGACGAUAAUGUCAUGUUUUCUUUCGACCAGGACCAGGAUGAGUCCGCUAACAACACCAAUAGAUUUAAGAGGUCCCCUCCUAUCAAGUUCGCCAAAAGAGUGCCUAUAAAAGUUAGUCCACCACCACUGGAUGCUGUACUUUCAACUUCAGCUUCUAGAAAUAGAAGAAAGAGCUCUUCUUCUAACCCGGCCUCUUCGUUUAUAAGCAAGCCAUCAACAUACCGUCACCAGUUGUUCAACAGAUCCAGACUCAAUUCACUUGACAAUCUUGACAACUACCUCAUUUCUUCUGCCAAAAAUUCGCAGGUUUCCAUAAACUCUCCCCCUCCAAUCUCUUCUUUUCAAUCUCCUCCAAACAUGGGAACGUCUCCCAUUAACUCUUGGAAUUCCAACUACAUUCAUGCCACCAGUAAUGACGAAUUUAUUAUAAACAAUGCUAACAACGUCAACGCCCAGAACGGCCAUCGCAAAUCUUCUUUCAACGAGUCUCACAUCAGAUCUACCUUAUCUUCCUCUCUCCCCAUGGGAGCUUCUUUGUAUCCACAUAACGCACAACAUAUCCAACAAACACAGCAAUCUAAUCACCACCAACCCCAACAUAAUACUGGGCCAUACGAUAAUCUGGCGUAUGCCAACUCCACUCCUUCUGUUCUUCACAGUAGCAAUGGCAAUGCCAGUGACACUGAUGAAGAAGACUGGGCUACUAUCGGUGCUGAAUCGUUGAGAAAACACCAUCUAGCAGUUUCAGGAACCAGACCCAGCAUUGAUGCCUCUUCUGCUGGUGAACUCAACGACGAAGAGAAAUCAGCUGCAUUUGCUUUGGUAGACUUGAUGUCUGUCUGA
Scheffersomyces stipitis CBS 6054 is the source of this 1449-nucleotide messenger RNA. It is a transcript of the gene STB3, whose product is annotated as Stb3p. Gene Ontology annotation, cellular component: nucleus. Gene Ontology annotation, molecular function: sequence-specific DNA binding. The transcript has 4 exons. Gene Ontology annotation, biological process: positive regulation of transcription from RNA polymerase II promoter by glucose. The annotation marks the transcript as partial. The record is from RefSeq and is a predicted model, not a curated record. NCBI's taxonomy places the organism in Eukaryota, Fungi, Ascomycota, Pichiomycetes, Serinales, Debaryomycetaceae.